This is a messenger RNA of Colossoma macropomum (tambaqui), 3240 nucleotides long. RefSeq names its product cathepsin F (gene ctsf). The transcript is spliced from 14 exons. Gene Ontology annotation, cellular component: lysosome. The record is from RefSeq and is a predicted model, not a curated record. Lineage: Eukaryota; Metazoa; Chordata; Actinopteri; Characiformes; Serrasalmidae. The coding region runs from base 127 to 1551 and encodes 474 amino acids. Gene Ontology annotation, molecular function: cysteine-type endopeptidase inhibitor activity; cysteine-type endopeptidase activity.
GACUGACCCGUUGACGCGGUGCCAGCUGGAUCAGUGUUAUCUGGAACAACAAACAGAGUCUGCUGGGCUUAUAAAAACCAAGACCUCAUUUAGACUCGCUCCUUUCUGCACUGAAGGCUAGGCAGGAUGGAAGUCCAGCUGAGCCGCUGUCACCUCGUAAUCGCAUGCUUUGUCUUGGCUGUGGCUUCGGUUCGGGCUUUAGAUGAUGGCUUAGAUCGGCCACUAAUCCCCGGGGCUCCGGUGCGCCUCUCGGUUACGGACCCGGAGCUCAUGAAAGCGGUGAAAUUUGCCGAGGAGCGGUAUAAUGUAGGAUCCAACGGGCUGCACAUACGCAGAGUCAGCAAAAUAAUAGCCGCUAGCAAACAGCUGGUGAAGGGAGUGCGAUACAGCAUCACAGUAGAGAUUGGGCGAACUCAGUGCAAGAAGUCUGAAGUUCUGGACAUUUCUGAGGCCUGUGAGUUCUUCCCAGAGUCACACAAACAGAAGACGGAGGUUUGUUUGUUUGAGGUUUGGGACAUUCCCUGGCAGAACAAGUCCACUCUGCUCAAACAGAAAUGUCAGCCUGCAGUUCCAAAGGAGACCCCAAAGAUUGUGCGUAUUCCUCUAUCGAAAGACAAGCCCACCAAGGAAUCUCUGGAGCUUCUGACAAAGUUCAAGGACUUCAUGGUCAAAUACAAUCGCACAUAUAGCUCUCAGGAAGAGGCUGAGAAGAGGCUGCGUAUUUUCCAGCAGAAUCUGAAAACAGCAGAAACCCUGCAGUCUCUGGACCAGGGCACAGCUGAGUAUGGCGUUACCAAGUUCAGCGACCUCACAGAGGACGAGUUUAGAAUGAUGUACCUGAACCCCAUGCUGAGCCAGUGGAGCCUGCAGAAAAAGAUGAAGCCUGCGGCCCCAGCCAGCAAGGCAGCCCCAGAGAGCUGGGACUGGAGAGAGCACGGAGCUGUCAGCCCUGUCAAGAACCAGGGGAUGUGUGGCUCCUGCUGGGCAUUCUCUGUCACUGGAAACAUUGAAGGCCAGUGGUUCAAAAAGACUGGACAACUGCUGUCCCUCUCAGAGCAAGAGCUAGUGGACUGCGAUAAGCUGGACCAAGCUUGUGGAGGUGGACUUCCAUCCAAUGCCUAUGAAGCUAUUGAAACCCUUGGAGGUCUGGAGGCAGAGACAGACUACAGCUACACUGGACACAAGCAGAGGUGUGACUUCUCCGCUGGGAAGGUGGUGGCUUACAUCAACAGCUCAGUAGAACUGCCGAAGGAGGAGAAUGAUAUUGCUGCGUGGCUGGUUGAGAAUGGCCCUGUAUCUGCUGCCCUCAAUGCUUUUGCCAUGCAGUUCUACAGAAAAGGAAUCUCUCACCCUCUGAAGAUCUUCUGUAACCCCUGGAUGAUUGAUCACGCAGUGCUGCUUGUUGGAUAUGGAGAACUUAAUGGCAUUCCAUUCUGGGCCAUUAAGAACAGCUGGGGAGAAGAUUAUGGUGAGCAGGGUUACUACUACCUGUUCAGAGGAUCCGGACUGUGCGGAAUUAAUAAGAUGUGUUCAUCCGCAAAAGUUAACUAGGAGCGCACACAAACACAAAUCAGGAGCAUGGUCAUUCUACGCAAAGACAGUACUAGUGUGACCUUAUGCACACCUACAAACACACAAAAACAAACCAUUCAUAUGUAAUAAGCAUCAUCGGGGUGUUGUUCUCACUAGCUCAAGCUGUGACUUGUAAAGUAUUCAUCUCUAGGGCAUGCUAUAGAAGAAGGAUUAUCAGUCCUCUUUUCAGUUUAAAAAAAGUGUCAAUAGGUAUUUUCCACAGGCGAUUUCAACCCUGGCUGACUCGCCCAGACUGAAAUUGUCCUUUCUGACCACGCCACCAUAGCAAGUCCUCACCCUCCUGCUUUUGUUAAGCUAAUAUUGGAUAUGCAGCAUUCUAGGCUCUGUAAUGUGGGAAAAAACAUCAUUUUUUUAAUGUUAAGUGCUCACAACUCCUCAUCUUAGAUCAGUUUAGGGCUGUCACUGUUGAUUAUGUUAGUAAACAAGUAAACUAUUGAUUAUUUUGAUGAACAAUUGAGGAAACUUAGCAAUAGUAAACAGUGCAAAUUGCAGAUUCCAGAAUGAUUAAUUGGACAAAGAUUAACAAGACUAGAAAAUAUAAAAUGACUGUGUAACAGAAAAUGAAUAUACAUUGGUGCAAUUCUUGAGCUACUAGGUCAAUUUAAAACAUGCAUGAUCAUCAUACAAAAUAUAUUGUAAUCAGUGAGUAAUCAAGUUUAACUGGGUUAUCCUGACAGCUCUGGAUUAGUUGUGAUUUUUUUUUAAUCAUGAACUGGUCAGGGUGAUUUAGGUGUGGGUAGCAGGUCUUAUAACAACACUAAAACAUACCUGUCCCUGGGUUUUUUUGCAGUAAGCACAUGUGCUGAGAGGUAGUUGGUUGUUUCAAACAGGGGACCAGCAGAUACCAAGUGGCAGAGAGGGAUGCAGCAUCAUUACCUCUUAUAACUUCAUUUCCGUUAAUGCAUACCAUGCAACACGCUUAACUACAUUAAGUCAGUUUCUGUGACAAGAUGCUUCAGAUAAUUAGAUUAGUUCUUUAGUCUGGUGUUUUAUCGUGUUAUUAUAUUAAUUGUGUGGACUAACUUUUAAACUAAUAUUUAAAUAAUAUUUUCGGGAAGGAAUGCUGUGACAUAAUUAAUAUUUGCUCUGAGUUUUAUGAAGAAAGCUCUGGGUGAAGUAGAUUUCCGUUUUUGUUGUGUCAUAACUGGACAAACUGGACACAUUGGACUGCGUAGUGCUACUGAUUCUGGAAGCUGCUCAGCAGAUACUUGUGAUUGAUGAAUGCUUUUUCAUUUUGUUAGAAAUUAAUACCGAUGGUAAUCAAUUCAUUGAUAUAUUCCUGUGCUCCAAGUGUUUUCUAAUCACUUUUAAAUGAUUGAGAAAUAGUAAUGUGAUGUUUUAAGGUAUGGGCUGAAUGUUACAGGCGAGUGUAUUUGCUGGAUUUUUUCAUGAUAACGUGUUUGAAGAUAAAUUAGGGACUAACAGCACUGCUGUGCCUCUAAAGUGCACAUAAAACGACAAAUAUGUUCAUGACUCAUCACCACACAAUAAAUACAGCAUCAUAAUAACUAUUUAAUUUGUUAUCAAAUAUGUAUUUUUGAAAGGUUUGCAGAUAAUUGCUGUAUCUUGCCUGGUUUCAAUGGCUGACAAGCAUGGUGUUCAUAAAUGUUCUGGAAAGCUGCUGAAUAAAGUCCCAAACUUCCCAAA